Molecule: messenger RNA, 2002 nt
Organism: Chlorocebus sabaeus (green monkey)
Lineage: Eukaryota; Metazoa; Chordata; Mammalia; Primates; Cercopithecidae
Gene: CENPQ
Product: centromere protein Q
Cellular component (GO): nucleus
Source: RefSeq, a predicted model, not a curated record
GCUUUCUUCCCGCCCACUUCCGGGUCUCCUCUUUUACGAAUGUUUGGGCGCGAAUUACUCUAAGCGCAGCUCCCAGAAGGGUGCAAGAAGAAUCAGUGGCACGAGUGAAGUCAAGUGCAGCCUGGGACAUUAGUGUCUGUUUUUCCAGGCGUCCUACUCACUCUUGUGCCCAUAGAGGUCUAAAUUGAGAUAAUUGAGUCCCAUGAGUAUCAACAAUCUGUCUUCAGUGGAAGGGAGCUUGAAGCUUUUAACAUUUGAAAGAAUAGACUUAUCCAGAGUACCUACUUUAUUGUCUCUCUAAAUCCACAGAUUUUUUUUUUUUGGAAGCACUGUGUUUAGAUCAAGAUGUCUGGUAAAGCAAAUGUUUCCAAGAAAAACUUUGAGCAGUUAAAAAGAAAUCCAAAGAGAAAAAAGGAUAAUGAGGAAGUUGUGUUGUCAGAGAAAAAGGUUAGAAACACAGUGAAAAGAAAUAAAAAUCAUCUAAAAGAUCUGUUUUCUGAAGGACAAACAAAGCACACUAACCUAAAACAGAUAAAGAUAGCACCCAACAAGAGAAAAACCUGGCAACCUCUGUCAAAGAGUACCAGAGACUAUUUGCAAACUAUGAUGGAAUCAGUAAUAAGGACGAUUUUGAGUAACAGAAUUAAAGAUAAAGAAGAAAUACAAUACCAUCUCAACUUCCUGAAGAACAGAUUGCUACAACUGUGUGAAACUCUGAAAGUCCCUCCCAAAAAGAUGGAAGAUUUAACUAAUGUGUCAAGGCUACUGAAUAUGGAAAGGGCAAGAGGCAAAGCUAAUGAAGAAGGUCUGGCAUUACUGCAGGAAGAAAUAGAUAAAAUGGUAGAGACCACAGAGUUAAUGACUGGGAAUAUUCAGAGCCUAAAGAACAAAAUUCAGAUUCUGGCAAGUGAGGUGGAAGAAGAAGAGGAGAGGAUAAAACAGAUGCAUCAAAUAAAUACUAGUGGAGUACUCUCUCUUCCAGAACUUUCUCAGAAAACUCUCAAAGCGCCCACACUUCAGAAAGAAAUUUUGGCACUAAUUCCAAACCAGAAUGCUCUUCUAAAGGACUUGGAUAUUCUUCAUAAUUCAUCACAUAUGAAGAGCAUGUCAACCUUCAUUGAAGAAGCCUAUAAGAAACUGAAUGCCUCUUAAAGAGUUUUUUUAUUUUUUAGAUUGUUCCAUAUUAAUUUAAUGUUCAUGAAUUUGUAAAACUGCUUAACCUAUGAUUAUAUGUACAGAGGCUAAGGCUUCUGCAGGAUUUAUUAUCUCCUGAUAUGCACUUUAAAAUUAGUCUUUGUAGGUCUAUCAUUAGCAUCUAAUGUAGUUCUGAAAACUGUGUUUAGCAGUUGCCAUAUCUAGGAAGCUAACAUUUAUAUUGCUCUAUCAAUAAGUAUUUGCCUAGAACCACAAAAUAGGAAUUGCCUUAAGGAUCAAAUAGUUUAUAAUGCCUGAAUGGAGGUCAUUUAUUGAUUAACAGCUCAUAUCAGGAACUGUCAUAAGUAAGUGUUUACAUAUAGUGUCUAGUGCAUAAAAACCUAAGCGUUUGCUGUCAUUCAUUCUGUAGCCAAUGGCUUACAUUAAGUUUCGGUCUGGUCAUCUGGAACUUGAAAAAUCCUCAAAUGCUUUCACUCUUUUACCUAAUUCCCUAGUCUUUUUUGGGAAGUAGUUAAGAUAUGCCUGGUAUCUUUAACUUUGGAGGUAGUAUCAGAAUUUUACUUCUUUGGUGGUUUAGUGAAUUAAUGUUGAAUAUUUAUUUUCUACUGUCAUCAAAACAUAUUCCCAAAAAGUACUAAAAAGGAACCUUAGCACAUUUAUUUCAUUAAAACGAAACCAAAAAAAACCCAAAAAACUUUAUAAACCUUUUCUCAUCAUGACAAUAAGCUUAUAUAUGGGAAUAAAUUAUAACCUAAUGUAUCAAAAAUUAUUUCUAACUACAGUAUACUGUCUUGGGUUUUUUUUUUUUUUUUUAAUCUGUAAAAUAAAAUGACUCUAAUUACUUUUU